CUCCUUCCCCCCCAUCAGUCCCUCCAUCCCCGGUCCCGGGCGGGCGGGCGGGGCCCGGCGGAGGCGCAGACAUGGCCGCGCUCGCGGAGCCUCUGGGGCUGGAACGGGACGUGUCCCGGGCAGUGGAGCUCCUGGAGCGCCUCCAGCGCAGCGGGGAGCUGCCCCCCCAGAAGCUGCAGGCCCUCCAGCGAGUCCUGCAGAGUCGCUUCUGCUCAGCCAUCCGAGAGGUGUACGAACAGCUCUAUGACACUCUGGAUAUCACCGGCAGCGCAGAGAUCCGGGCUCACGCCACAGCCAAGGCCACGGUAGCGGCCUUUGCUGCCAGCGAGGGCCAUGCCCACCCCCGGGUGGUCGAGCUGCCUAGGACAGAUGAGGGCCUGGGCUUCAACAUCAUGGGGGGGAAAGAGCAGAACUCCCCCAUCUACAUCUCCCGAGUCAUUCCUGGUGGUGUGGCUGACCGACACGGCGGCCUCAAGAGAGGGGACCAGCUACUCUCCGUCAAUGGAGUGGUGAGCUGCCCACAAAGCCCUGGGCCGGGGGAGAGGCUUGGGAUGGUCUGGGAAGCUGGGAAUAAGACAGGGAGAAAAAAAACCAAGCACCCCCAGCCUUUCACCAGUAGGACCCCAGAGGGGAGAGGUGCACCCCAGCUUCCCUUGGGAGGCAGGAGCCAAAUCAGGAUUUGUAGCCAAGGUUCCCAAUUGUAGUUCUUGUAGGAAGGCUCCCAGGAGGAGGAGGAGGAGGAGGUCCACGGGGUUGAGGAAGGCUCUUUGGGGAGCCUGGAACUGGCCCUCUGGAGGGAGGCAGCAGCAAGGGGAGGGCAGCAUUGGGGAAGGGUUCCAGGGAGCGGCCUGGUUGGAUGGGGAUCUCCCCGGACAGAGUGUGGAAGGAGAGCAACACGAGAAGGCCGUGGAGCUGCUCAAGGCCGCUCAAGGCACCGUCAAGCUGGUCGUCCGGUACACGCCCCGCGUGCUGGAGGAGAUGGAGGCCCGGUUCGAGAAGAUGCGCUCAGCUCGGCGGCGCCAGCAGCAUCAGAGCUACUCGUGAGAGGCAGCUAUUACCGUUCUCGUAGCCUCCCCAGGCCCAUUAGCCCUUGCCAGCUGCCCCUUAAUCCUGCCCUACUGCUUUACCCUUGCCAAGCCCCUCUGCCCCUUACCAAGUCUUCCUUAGCUCUUGCCAAGCCUCCUAACCGUUCCCAAGAGGAACCAAGCCCCCAUUGUGCCCCUUAAGCCUUCUCACGUCCCCUGAUCGCUGUUGGCCUGCCAAGUGUUCGAGAGCCCCCAGGCAUAGCAGUACCCUGCAUCUACCAUUGGACAGCCAUUAUUUCAUUUGCUUGUCCCAAUUAGCCAGUGAGGCGGGCACGGAGGUCACUCAGUCGAUUGACUAGCAUUUAUUUAUGGGCCAGGCACUGUCUUAAGUGCUCAGGCUGCAACAAAACACAGGCUCUUGCUUUCAAGAAGGGGCCGUGCAAAUACGGAGGGACUUUGUGGCCCAUUUUACAAAGGGGAAACCAAGGCUCGGAGUCACGAACACCUGUGUGUCCAGCUAGUAAAUACUGGAGGAGGGCGUAGAAUGCAGCUCUCUGUUUCUGCCAGAACGAAGGCUCUGGGCCUUUUAAAGGGUGUGUCACUGACCCCUUUGGCCCUGGCUGCUAAACUCAUUGACCCCUCCGCAGAGGCAUGCUUUUGGCUCACACGUACAAUGGCAGGACGUACAAGAUUCCAGCAAGAAGGCAGUGAAAAGAGAGAUGGAAUUUAGGGUUCCUCGCCCAAGUCAGGGGCUCGGGGGUGUCCAUUUGUGGGCCCCAGGUUAAGAUCCCCUGGUCUAGACUGUGCUGUCUUUCCUCAGCCAUCUGAGAGCUUCCAGAACCCCUGAGAGUCCCCUGAGCCCAGAGGAGCCAGGGGACAUGAACCCAGAGAGACCUGAGCAUGAAUCUGUCAUAAACACCAGUGAUCUCAGUGGUUAGGGGCAAAGCACUUCAUAUCUCCCCUGAGCACUCAAGGUCAAUGGCUAGUAGUAUCUACCUUGGGGGGGGGGGGAGGCUCAAAUGGCCCUAGUCGUGCAAAACACUGUGCACACUUGAAGAGCCCAGCUAGUCACCUUUCUUGCCCCUUGGACCUUACAAAGCUAUUUGGGGUUUACAAUGCUCUCUCUGCUUACACUCUCUCUCUCCGUCCCCCUCUUCUCCCCACACAGGUCCCUGGAGUCUCGAGGCUGAGCUCUCCUGGACUUGGUUCCUGGUCCUCAACCCUUGACUAUGAGCCCUCUCUCCCGCUUAGCCCUCUCUGGCCCCUCUGUACAGUAUUAUUUAUUGACCCAGUCUUUCCUUAGACCCUAUUUAAAGCUCUUCUUUCCCGGC
Molecule: messenger RNA, 2356 nt
Organism: Monodelphis domestica (gray short-tailed opossum)
Lineage: Eukaryota; Metazoa; Chordata; Mammalia; Didelphimorphia; Didelphidae
Source: RefSeq, a predicted model, not a curated record